Messenger RNA from Phaethon lepturus (White-tailed tropicbird), 1014 nucleotides. It is a transcript of the gene GALK1, whose product is annotated as galactokinase 1. The annotation marks the transcript as partial. Gene Ontology annotation, molecular function: galactokinase activity; ATP binding. Lineage: Eukaryota; Metazoa; Chordata; Aves; Phaethontiformes; Phaethontidae. Gene Ontology annotation, biological process: galactose metabolic process; carbohydrate phosphorylation. Gene Ontology annotation, cellular component: cytoplasm; cytosol. The transcript is spliced from 7 exons. The record is from RefSeq and is a predicted model, not a curated record.
GCUCUGCAGCUGGGGACAGUGCUGGUGGGAUCCCCCACGCAGGACGGGACCAUCUCCAUCCUCACCACCUCGGCGGAGGCGGACGAGCCCCACAGGGUGCAGUUCCCAGCUCCUCGCCAAGGCUCCUCUCUGAGCCCGGCGCAGCCUCGCUGGGCCAACUACGUCAAGGGUGUCAUCCAGCACUACCGGGGUGGUCCUGUGCCGGGCUUCAGCGCCGUGAUAGCCAGCGACAUCCCCCUGGGUGGGGGCCUCUCCAGCUCGGCCGCUUUGGAGGUGGCUACUUACACCUUCCUCCAGCAGCUCUGCCCUGAUGAUGGUGAUUUGGUAGCCAAGGCGCUGGCGUGCCAGAAAGCGGAGCACACGUUUGCCGGCAUGCCCUGCGGGAUCAUGGACCAGUUCGUAUCCGUGAUGGGCAAGGAAGGCCACGCGCUUCUUAUUGACUGCAGGUCCCUGGAGACCGUCCUUGUCCCGCUGACCGAUGCCGGCUUGGCCGUCCUCAUCACCAACUCCAACGUGCGGCACAUGCUGACGGGCAGCGAGUACCCCAGCAGGAUGCGGCCAUGCCCACCCCCAGCAGCAUCCUGCGGACCCGAGCAGCUUUGCUGCAGGGCCAUGCAUGUCUCCGCAGCGGCCAGGAGCCGGCUCGGUGAGGAGGUCUACCGGCGGGCCAGGCACGUCGUCGGCGAGAUAGCGCGGACGGCCCAGGCUGCGCAAGCGCUGCAGGACAGGGACUACAGGAUGUUCGGGAAGCUGAUGGUGGAGAGUCACAACUCCCUCAGGGACGACUACGAAGUGAGCUGCCCAGAGCUGGACGAGCUGGUAGCAGCAGCCCUGGAGGUCGACGGGGUCUACGGCAGCAGGAUGACCGGAGGAGGCUUCGGGGGCUGCACGGUGACACUGCUGGAGGCUGGAGCUGCAGAGAGAGCCCAGCACCACAUCCAGGAGAAAUACAGCGGCACAGCCACCUUCUGCCUCACCAAACCCUCCGGAGGGGCCACGGCGCUGCCCCUGUAG